Dermatophagoides pteronyssinus (European house dust mite) is the source of this 1392-nucleotide messenger RNA. RefSeq lists its product as uncharacterized. Gene Ontology annotation, molecular function: RNA polymerase II cis-regulatory region sequence-specific DNA binding; DNA-binding transcription factor activity, RNA polymerase II-specific. Gene Ontology annotation, biological process: regulation of transcription by RNA polymerase II. Lineage: Eukaryota; Metazoa; Arthropoda; Arachnida; Sarcoptiformes; Pyroglyphidae. The record is from RefSeq and is a predicted model, not a curated record. Gene Ontology annotation, cellular component: transcription regulator complex; chromatin; PcG protein complex.
GUUAACUUUUUUCUCUGAAUUCUCUUUGUUUACGGAAUUUGUUUUCUUGUCACCAAAUAUAUAGCUCAUGUGUAAGAUUCUAUUGACAGAAUGGCUGAUUCGAAUAUUGAAUCAUUAAAUGAUGUUGAUAUUGUAGCCGUACCUUUUACUACACAUUUAGAUGAUGAUUUUGAUGCUGUCAAUUUGAACGAACCAUUCAUGACCAAUUGGAAAGAAACAGUUGAUGAUGAUGAUCAUGAUCUAUUAUAUACAUCGGCUCCACAAGUUUUAAUCGAUUCACCACCAUUGUUAUCAAAUGAUAAUAAUGAUAAUAAUAAUAAUGUUGAUCACGAAGAUGAUAAUGAUAAUAAUGAUGAUAAUGAUGAUGAAGACGAUGAUGGUGGUGAUGAUGAUGAUGAUGAUACAAAUCAUUCACAAGAAUUAUCAAAUCCACAAAGAUCAUCUUCAAUUAAUCCAAGCAGAAAAUGGCAACCUAAACAAGUACAAAUCAAAACAUUGGAAGGCGAAUUUAGCGUUACAAUGUGGUCUCAUGAUGAUAUGCCAGCCAUAAAUUUUAUGGAAGAUUUUCCAACCGAUAACAACAAUGUUUCGAUCGAAGAUAUUCUACCUUCUGGAUUCUAUAAAAAUUGUCCUCAACCAAUCGAUGAUAAUUGUCCAACAAUUAUUGUAAAGAAUACCAAUUCGAAUCAAGUUUCAUCGAAUAGAAAAUUAUUGGGCGAACAUGAACUACGUACGAUAGCAUGUCCACAUAGAGGUUGUAUGAAAAUGUUUCGUGAUAAUAGUGCUAUGCGAAAACAUCUUCAUACACAUGGUCCACGAGUACAUGUUUGUGCUGAAUGUGGAAAAUCAUUUGUCGAAUCAAGUAAACUAAAACGUCAUCAAUUAGUGCAUACGGGCGAAAAACCAUUUCAGUGUACAUUCGAUGGAUGUGGUAAACGAUUUUCAUUGGAUUUCAAUCUUCGUACUCAUGUUAGAAUUCAUACAGGUGAUCGUCCAUAUGUCUGUCCAUUUGAUGGUUGUCUGAAAAAAUUUGCCCAAUCAACUAAUCUUAAAUCACAUAUUUUAACGCACGCCAAAUCGAAAAAUUAUUCCAAUCCAACCACCACGAAUAACUCGAAUAAUAAACCACCACCAUUACAAUGUUCGGUAAAGAAAAUGAUUACUGCAGUUGUGGAUGUUGGUAUGGAAGCUGCUGCUGCAGUUGCUGCAGCAGCAGCCGGUGCAAAUAACAAUGCCAAUAAUAAUCAUAAUAAUAAUAAUCAUUCCAUUCAAACGAUUGGAUCGGAACCACGUUUAAUUAUAUCGGAUGUAGUAAACGAUGUGGUUCAUCAUACUAUUCGAUCAUCAUGAUAAUAAUAAUAUAUAUGAAUUGAAUGGAGAGGGGAAAAAUUU